Thelazia callipaeda (thelaziosis nematode) is the source of this 1458-nucleotide messenger RNA. Lineage: Eukaryota; Metazoa; Nematoda; Chromadorea; Rhabditida; Thelaziidae. The record is from the annotation of a GenBank genome assembly.
AUGUCUGUUUCAAUUGUUUCAUCAGAUGCUAACCGUGUACAAAUUGUGGAAGACAUUGUCUGUAGUUUGGAACAGCUGCUUUCACUGUCGGGUAAAGUAUUCGACCAGUUAUUGAAAAGAAUAAGUGAUUUUAGUGACCGUGCAGAUCGUGUUCAGAUUGAUGUGAGAAGAGUUGCUAAGAAAGUGGAACAAAUUAGAAAGAUGACUGAUGAAGUUGUCAUAAAUGCUCCAGGAAAAUUUAUUGAGAUCAGGAACGACUGUCUGCAUACUGUGAUAAGCAAAAAUAUCUGUGCUGAUGUAAAUUUAUUAAAAAAAUCAUUGAAAAUUGGCAAACGUGAUUUUAAUGAAUCUAAAAAUAUCAGCGCAGUUUUGGCUGACAAGGGAUAUUUUUACCGCUUCACUGAAAAACACAUAAGGUCUAAUAAAACUGACAGGAAGAUUCCGGAUAACCUUUAUUCAGUUGCUGAUUUACUACUGUUCAAUACGGCUGUAAAUGUGUAUGCGGAUUAUCGAUUUGUCGAUCCGUUUGACAAUGUGAAAACUGAGUGUACUGGUUCAGCAUUUGACCUACAGAAAAUUACACCAUCAUCUGAAGACUCAACGCUAUUUGUCAGCCCGAAACAAAAAACAGAUCCACUUCAGUAUCAUCCAGAAUUUGGUUCACUUCAAAAUUUCAGCUUUCCUGAUUUAUUGUUUGCUUCUACAAAUUUCACUAGAGGUUUGUCACCUGAGAAGUUGCCAGAAAAUAUAUUGCCUGUUGUUGAUUCUCCAACUACAUCGUUGCAUAAUCAUGUCGAAAAUAAAUUGUCUGAAGGUCCUGAUCUAUUGAUUGUGCCUACUGAAAAUUCUGUACAAAAAGUAGAUGAUAGUAGUGUUGGUACGGAUUCUCUCGAAGCUUCAUAUGAAAAACCAUGUAAUGAUCCUGGAAAACUGGAGUCAGACUUCAACAAUGACAUGUUGGAAUCAGCAAAGUCUACAUAUGCCGGAAGUUAUUUGAUACCACCGCCUCCACCACCUCCUCCUCCACCACCACCACCGUCAUUGCAACAAGCAUCCGAAACUAUAACAUUUAAAUCAUCGCAUCGACCAACAGCGGCUUGUGAUGAUAGAGCUAAUUUAAUGGAAGCAAUACGUAGAGCCGGAGGAGCGAAAAAUGCGAAAUUGCGAUCAAUAAGGAAAAGGGAAGAAGUUUUAGCUGAUGAUGCAUCGGCUUUACCCAGUCAUACUAUAACUGCUGUGUCAUGUAACAAUGAUCUGAUGUCUUCUUUGACUAAGGCUUUAGAACAAAGACGCAAAGGAAUAUUUGGGAAGAAUUCAAAGGACCAAAAUUGCUCAAGAUCUCAGUUCAAGGAAGGGGCAUUUGCUCAAAUUAGUGCUCGAAUACCUCCACCUCCAGCUAACGAAGAAAUCGAUGAUUAUGUUGCCACGGAUAAAAACAGUGAUCAUGAUUGGGAUUGA